Drosophila obscura is the source of this 1010-nucleotide messenger RNA. It is a transcript of the gene ATPsynB, whose product is annotated as ATP synthase subunit b, mitochondrial. Gene Ontology annotation, biological process: proton motive force-driven ATP synthesis. Bases 85 to 819 code for a protein of 244 amino acids. The transcript is spliced from 3 exons. The record is from RefSeq and is a predicted model, not a curated record. Gene Ontology annotation, molecular function: proton transmembrane transporter activity. NCBI's taxonomy places the organism in Eukaryota, Metazoa, Arthropoda, Insecta, Diptera, Drosophilidae.
AUUUUUUAUCGUUAUCGUCACGCAUCCCUGGCUUAACCUGUCAUAGGCGAUUUAAUUUAGCAAAUUCGUCGCAACAGCCAAAAAAUGUUCUCCAGAGCUGCCCUACUUACAGCCCAGCGCCCACUGACCGUGGCCGCCACUCGGUCGGCCGCCGCAGCUGCUCAGUCUGGCAGCGGCUCCAUCGAGCGUCGCCAGCGUCCCGAACAUCCCGGCAAGGUGCGCCUGGGCUUUGUGCCAGAGGAAUGGUUCCAGUUCUUCUACAACAAGACCGGUGUCACCGGUCCCUACACAUUCGGAGUGGGUCUGAUCACCUACCUGUGCUCCAAGGAAAUCUACGUCAUGGAGCACGAAUACUACAGCGGCCUGUCGCUGGGCAUCAUGGCCAUUAUUGCUGUGAAGAAACUUGGCCCAGUGAUUGCCAAGUGGGCUGAUGGUGAGAUCGAUAAAAUCGAAAGCGAGUGGAAGGAGGGCCGCGAGGGUGAGCUCAAGGUUCUGGCCGAUGCCAUCGAGGCUGAGAAGAAGGAGCAGUGGCGCGCCGAUGGUGCCUUGCUCUUGAUGGAUGCCAAGAAGGAGAACAUUGCAUUGCAGCUGGAGGCCGCAUUCCGCGAGCGCGCCAUGAACGUCUACUCCGAGGUCAAGCGUCGCUUGGACUAUCAGGUGGAGUGCCGCCACGUUGAGCGUCGCCUCAGCCAGAAGCACAUGGUCAACUGGAUCACCACCAAUGUGCUGGCCAGCAUCUCGCCCCAGCAGGAGAAGGAGACUCUCAACAAGUGCAUUGCCGAUCUGAGCGCCCUCGCUCUGCGCGUCAAGUCCGCCUAAACGACUCGAGUUUUAGUUGCUAAAUUGUAAAUUUAAACAAAGUCGAGACGCAGGAAACAAACAACAAACCAUUACAAUGCCCGCACGAUGAUACACAUAUAUCUACUACACGCAAUACAUGCUCUGUGUCCGAAUAACAUUCUUUAUGAAAUUGUCGUUUAGUUCAAGAAAUGGAUGCUGUUUAACAUUAA